This is a messenger RNA of Dentiscutata erythropus, 366 nucleotides long. The record is from the annotation of a GenBank genome assembly. NCBI's taxonomy places the organism in Eukaryota, Fungi, Glomeromycota, Glomeromycetes, Diversisporales, Gigasporaceae.
AUGACCAAACAUACAGUUCUUAUCUUUCAAAAAACCAACAAUCCCAAUACUAGAACUUGGACCGAACAUACGAACGUAACAGCAGCUCUUGAAGCAAUUAUCGGCAUGUUUGAAAAACAACUUGCACAGACAUAUCCAGACCAAAGUCACAUUAAUUACCAAGUAGGAGACCUUAUAGGUUUCAUCGGUCAAUGUAAAGAAUUUGUGGCCCUUAUCUUUGAUCAAAAAGUGAACGCAUAUGUCCCAAGAGACAAAGCUUGGAUUCAAGAAAAGAUCGUUUCCCAUUUAAGAUUAAAACUCGAAAAGUCCAAAAAAGUAGCUAGUCACGAUAUGGGUAACAGGGCAACUAGUAAAUCAUAUAUAUAA